AUGUUCGUGCCCGUCAAAAAGUGCCAAUCGGGAAAUGGUAGGCACAUUUCUAGGCCACCAAACGGGUUCCUAGGCCAUUGCAAACGUUAGCAUCCGAUCGUAGGCUUCAGAAUUUCGUAACGCUAUUCUUUGUUGACUUGGGGGCCCCGCGGCACUGCGAAGCCCUUCUCCAUUUGGUAUUCCUAAAUCAAAGACCUCUGUGUUCUCCAGGAAUCUUCGUCCAAUGGCUAAUGUCCGCGGCGAUCCUUCUGGUCGGCCUCAUCGUCUUCGCCACCCAAGGAUUCCCCGAAUUCGAACCGCUCGCCAUGCUCGGCGGAAUGUUCUGGGCCCUCGGUAAUUGAUUGCACUUUCUCCGUGUCCCCCAAAUGUUCGUUGCCCUGCAGGAAACGCGACGGCGGUGCCGAUAAUGAACUCGAUCGGAAUCGGAAUGGGAAUGCUCGUCUGGGGCACCACGAAUUGCGUGGCCGGCUGGGCCGCCGGCCGUUUCGGCCUUUUCGGCAUCAACGCCACCGUUCCCGCGUCGCCCCUCCUCAACUAUUUCGGACUUUUCUUCGUCGUUUUCGGGUAGGUCACAGUAGCGGCGCAAGUCCGCAAACACCGUCCCAACUGCGUACGUUGCAGCGGCUUCCUCUUCUCUCUGAUCCGUCCGAUCGACGCGAAUUCGUCGGAACGCAGUCCUCUGAUGGCGGCGCCCGACGAGGAACUGGGCGAUGAGGCGGCCGACGAGAGCGACAUUGUGGUGCCACGUGGCGGAGCGGUGCCCGCAAGAGCCCAUCGGAAUCAAAAGAGACUGGCGGCGAUCGCCACGUCAUUAGUGGCCGGACUCUUCUACGGAAUCACUUUUGUGCCCGUCAUUUAUGUGCAGGACCACCCGGAAUUGGUAGGCGAGAAGACAAACGCGCUCCACUGCACCAUUUAGACGAGAAAUUGCUUUAAAAUAACCGAAAUGCUGACAAAAAAUUCAUUAGAGCGCAUUUAGUUAGCAAAUCGCUCAUUUUGUGCAGAAAGAAAACUUCUCUAAAUUUGCACUGGAGCGCGUAUGCAUAAAGAAGUUUAUUAGAGCGCACUUGCUAACCUCGUCUCGAUUUCAGUACCCGACAGCCCCGAAAACCGGUCUCGGAUUCGUCUUUUCCCACUUCACGGGCAUUUUCGCCACCGCCUCCUCCAUAAUGAUCGUCUACGUGGCAAUUUCGAGGGUUUAGCGGGUCUCGCAACGAAAACCUGUUCUCAAUUGCUUUCAGAACAAUCCGUUCGCGUCGGCCCGUCUGAUCGGACCCUCGCUGACCGCCGGAUCCAUGUGGGGCGUCGCCCAAUCGUCGUGGUUCGUCGCCAACGAUAAUCUGUCGCAGGCGGUCUCGUUCCCCAUCAUUUCCAUGGUUCCCGGCGUGAUCGCCUCCCUCUGGAGCGUCUUUUAUUUCAGGUUUGUGUGUAGAGCUCACUUGCUGCUCUCCUCAACAGAGCCCGUUUGCAGAGACAUCGCCGGCGCCCGCAACCUCCGUCUUCUGUUCAUCGCCGUCGCCAUCACAAUGAUCGGAGCGAUUUGCGUGGGCGUCUCGAAAUAA
Molecule: messenger RNA, 1562 nt
Organism: Caenorhabditis sp. 36 PRJEB53466
Lineage: Eukaryota; Metazoa; Nematoda; Chromadorea; Rhabditida; Rhabditidae
Source: the annotation of a GenBank genome assembly